AAAAGAUGUACGUUGGCUGGGCAGGAUCUGGAUCCUCAAAUGAGUAAGAAGAAGCCAGGAGUUACUAUACUCUUCAUAAUAUAUUCCUAGCUUAGCUUCAUCACUCCAGCAUAAAAUCUCAGGUAUGGAUUCGGGUAAUGAUGGUAAAGUGGGCCUCCUGCAGCAGUGUUCAUCGAGCGGCGGAGAGGAAGAAGAAGAUGAGUACUACGGUGCAGCGGCAGCAGGGGGCGAUGAUCAGCCGACGACCCCAAUCACGACGGCGACGACAUUCGUGAACACAAUUACCCAGCAGCAGCAGCAACAACACUUGCUAUUGGUCUCGCCUUCAUCAUCAUCCUCCACUUCGCUACAGCAGCUCCAGGGUCAGUUUCUGUCACAGUCACCGCCGGCUCUGUCUCUGUUCGAUCCCCACGACGACGGCGACGACGAAGAUGAUGGAAAUAACUUUCCCCAAUCUCUCAAUUCCCACUUUCAUAAUCAUAACAAUGACGCCGUGGGUGGUGGUCUUGUUUGGCCGCCGCCGCCGCCUUUGGGGUUGCUAAGAUCCGAUCAAUCGCCGCCUCUGUUUGGUGGCGCGUCACAUCAUCACCAACACCAAGUGCUUGCUGAGAUGGCCAAUAAUAAUCACAAUCCGAAUUUUGUCACUCUGGGUCGUGGCGGGCCCGGUGAUUUAUCAUCUCCGCCGCAGUCGCAGCCGGCGGCCAAGAAGAGCAACCCAAAGAAACGGAGCAGGGCUUCCAGGAGAGCGCCGACUACCGUACUCACUACCGACACCACCAAUUUCAGGCAAAUGGUCCAGGAAUUCACCGGCAUACCCGCCGGGCCGUUCUCCGGCAACACGGGAGGGCUUUAUCCUCGCCGAUUGGAUCUAUUUUCCGGCACGGCAAGGUUGUCGGCGUCUAUGACAACACCGGGAGGCAGAGCAAGGAGAGAAGAAGGAAUAUCUCCGACCAACAACCCUUUGAUGCGGCGGCCCUCCUCGUUAUCACAACAGCAAAAUGUUGGAAUCGAUUUAACGGCGGCGGCGGCGGCCUUCAUGCGACGGAGGCGAUCUUCUCCUUCCAACACAAAUGUUGACGAUGACGAUGAUGAGCUCAGGCAACCUCUAGGGCGGGAAAUUAAUGCGGGGGAAGAAGAAGACCAAAUCGUUCUGGCAUUCCAGCAGCCGCCCUUCUCUUACAGUAACCAAUCCCCUCGUCUGCUCAAUAAAAACCCAGCAGCUGGGAGCGGAGAUCAGAACGACGAUGAACGGGUUUUCGGGUCGAUAUCAUCUCCUCCGGCGGCCGGAGACUAGGAUAAUUAUUGGAGUUUUUAUGUUUCCGGUGAGCAUAGAUACAUGGUGGCCCACUGGCCCGGUGAUCGUGCAAUUAUAGUGCCACGUAGUCUAUGCUGCUGCAGUGGUUUUGAUUUGACAUGUCUUCUUCAUUAACCAUAGCUAUUAAGCUUAUUUUGAUUCUUAAUUGCAG
Messenger RNA from Cuscuta europaea, 1466 nucleotides. The record is from the annotation of a GenBank genome assembly. Lineage: Eukaryota; Viridiplantae; Streptophyta; Magnoliopsida; Solanales; Convolvulaceae.